AAGGACACGAUGGAGCCGCUUCUUUUGGUCACCGUUCUCCUCCUUGCGCACGCGGUGGCUUACCUCGUGUGCACGGCCGUCGCCCGUCGGCGGCGCUCGCGGUGCUACCUGGUGGACUACGUGUGCCAUAAGCCGUCUGACGACCGCAAGGUGAGUACGGAGAUCGCCGGCAGUGUGGUCCUGCAUAACAAGCGCCUCAGCCUCCCCGAGUUCCGUUUUCUCCUCCGCGUCAUCGUCCGCUCUGGCAUCGGCGAGGAGAGCUACUGCCCGCGCAACAUCCUCGAGUGCCGCCAGGACGCGCCCACCCACCAGGACGCGCUCGACGAGAUGGACGCCUUCUUCGACGAAGCCAUCGCCGAUCUCUUCCUCAAGAGUGGCUUCCUUCCCGGCGACGUCGACGUGCUCGUCGUCAACGUAUGCAUGUUCUCCCCGGCGCCGUCGCUCGCCUGCAGGAUCGUGCACCGCUUCGGCAUGCGCGAGGACGUCGCCGCGUACAACCUCUCCGGCAUGGGGUGCAGCGCCGGCCUGGUCUCGCUGGAUCUCGCGCGCAACGUGCUGCGGACGCGGCCUACGUCGCUGGCUCUCGUGGUCUCGUCCGAGUCCAUCGCCCCCAACUGGUACACCGGAACCGACAGGUCCAUGAUGCUGGGAAACUGCCUCUUCCGCUGCGGAGGCUCCGCCGUGCUGCUCACCAACGACCCGUUGCUCCGCGGGCGUGCAAAGAUGGUGCUCCGCCAUCUCGUGCGCACAAACACCGCCGCCGACGACGAGGCGCACGCGUCCGCGCUGCAGCGCGAUGACGGCAACGGGCGCGUCGGGAUUAGCCUCAGCAAGGCCUUACCCAAGGCCGCCGUCCGGGCCUUGACCCUGAACCUGCGGAGCCUCAUCCCGCGCCUACUCCCCGUGUCCGAGCUCCUGCGGUUCGCUGCCCGGGACAUAUACAAGAAGUUUCGUCUAUCCGGCGUGCAUGUGAAGACAGAUAUUCGUCCCGGUCCGAUGAUCAACUUUAAGACCGGCAUGGAGCACUUCUGCCUCCACCCCGGCGGCACCAGAGUCAUUGAGGCAGUGAAGGACAGCCUCGGUGUUGAUGCGGACGACGUGGAGCCUUCGCAGAUGACACUGCACCGCUGGGGGAACACAUCAUCGAGCAGCCUGUGGUACGUUCUGUCUUAUAUGGAGGCCAAGGGGAGGCUAAAGAGAGGGGACAGGGCGCUCAUGCUCACCUUUGGGUCGGGAUUCAAGUGCAACAGUUGCCUGUGGGAGGUGACCGGUGACAUGGCUGACAAGGGAGCCUGGGCAGACUGCAUUGACGAAUACCCGCCGGAGAGCAGCACCAACCCCUACCUUGACAAGUACAGCUGGAUUGACGAAGGUCAGGGUGACACCCUGUUCUUUUAG
Messenger RNA from Hordeum vulgare subsp. vulgare (domesticated barley), 1398 nucleotides. Its product is annotated as 3-ketoacyl-CoA synthase 12-like. The transcript has a single exon. Lineage: Eukaryota; Viridiplantae; Streptophyta; Magnoliopsida; Poales; Poaceae. Gene Ontology annotation, cellular component: membrane. Bases 10 to 1398 code for a protein of 462 amino acids. Gene Ontology annotation, molecular function: acyltransferase activity, transferring groups other than amino-acyl groups. Gene Ontology annotation, biological process: fatty acid biosynthetic process. The record is from RefSeq and is a predicted model, not a curated record.